This is a messenger RNA of Paraglomus occultum, 607 nucleotides long. Lineage: Eukaryota; Fungi; Glomeromycota; Glomeromycetes; Paraglomerales; Paraglomeraceae. The record is from the annotation of a GenBank genome assembly.
AUGCCGAGCCGCAAAUAUACCACACUUCACGAACUCAGACGGUUAAAGGCCGAACGUAACAAAAAUCGUUCACUGUACACAAAGUUAUGUAAUCCCGGUCAAGCUUCUGCUCAGCUGAACAAGUCUUCUGGUCAGAACACGGCCUUGAUUGCAAAAUCCGAUUCCAAAGCGACAAAUGCUUUAAAAUUAAUUCCGUCUGUGCAAGAUUUUAUAUGCCUUGUAUUAGAGUAUUUUACAAGACCUUUUCGCACUGUACUGUCGCUACCACUUGAAUCUCGUGAAAUAUUAAAGAGGCUAACCAAUCGACAAACCACUUUUCGAAUACCAUUUUCUGAAAAAUCAAUUAAUAAUCUUGAAGCUGCUUUAAAAGCAUUAGCUGAAACUUGGGGACCGAAUGUUUUCCAAGUAAAAGAUGUGCUAGAUGGUUCUCGCAGAAAGUUGCAUUUGAUCAGAUUGGACAUAGGCAAGUUGAAGAACGUGAUAAUACUUGAAAGAGCUUUUAAUCUCGAAGACAACGCAUCGUUUGAACCUGCUCUUAAAUUGACCACAAAUGACCUUUACCAUAACCAGAAAAGAAAAAAUGAGGAAACGGAAGCGGCAGAUGAAA